CUGGUCUUUACGUAGCGUUUUGCUUUUCUUUUUUCCUCAAUCAAUCAAAUAUGGAUCCUAAUGAUUUCCGUCGUAGUGCUUAUAAAGAACGUAGUCGUUUUAAACCUGAAGAGAUAAGAAGAAGACGAGAAAAUGCUCAAGUUGAGAUUAGAAAACAAAAAAAGGAAGAAAAUUUAGCUAAAAGAAGAAACUUCAACGCGCAAAUGCUAUCUCAAGACUCAGACGAUGAAUUAGAGGCACAAGAUGCAAGGCUCAUGGCCGAUUUACCCUUUAUGGUUCAAAACAUAUAUUCUACUGAUCCUGCAAUGCAGCUUCAAACAACAACACAAUUCAGAAAACUUUUAUCAAAGGAGGAGAAUCCUCCCAUUAAAGAAGUUAUUCAAUGUGGUGUUGUACCUCGUUUUGUGGAAUUCCUUAGAUCACAGGAUAGUCAAUUACAGUUUGAAGCUGCUUGGGCAUUAACUAAUAUUGCUUCUGGUUCUCCUGAUCAAACUGAAGCUGUUAUUAAAGCAGGUGCUGUUCCUUACUUUAUAGAAUUAUUAAGUAGUCCUGUUAUGGAUGUCAAAGAACAAGCUGUUUGGGCUUUAGGUAAUAUUGCAGGUGAUAGCCCAAAAUGUCGUGACUAUGUAUUAGAAACAGGUGCACUCCCUCCUUUAUUAGCUAUAUUUGAAGACAGUUCCAAAUUAUCUCUUAUUCGUAAUGCAACUUGGACUUUAUCUAAUUUCUGUAGAGGAAAGAAUCCUCAACCUAACUGGAGAUUGAUUGCACCAGCUUUAAAUGUUCUAUCUCAAUUGAUCAAUUCAACUGAUGAAGAAAUCUUGAUAGAUACCUGUUGGGCCAUUUCCUACUUGUCGGAUGGACCUAACGACCGUAUCCAAGCAGUGAUUGAAUCUAAUGUUUGUAGUCGACUUGUUGAGCUAUUAAGUCAUCCUUCUACAACUGUUCAAACACCUGCUUUAAGAUCUGUUGGUAAUAUCGUCACGGGUGACGAUCAUCAGACCCAAAUGAUAAUUAACGCUGGUGCCCUGGGAGCUCUGAUGAGUCUCUUAAGCAGUCCUAAAGAGACGAUUCGAAAGGAAACUUGUUGGACAUUAUCAAAUAUUACUGCAGGCAAUACAAGUCAAAUCCAAGCUGUUAUUGAUAAUGGAUUGAUCGGACCCCUUAUUCAAGUGUUGGCUCGAGGUGACAUGAAGUCACGUAAAGAAGCCUGUUGGGCUAUCUGUAAUGCAACCUCUGGUGGACUCAAUAAGCCAGAACAAAUUAAAUUCUUAGUAAACGAGGGGUGUAUUAAACCACUUUGUGAUAUGUUGGCUACUCUAGACAAUAAAGUGAUUUUGGUAGCACUUGAUGGCUUAGAUAAUAUAUUAAAGGUUGGAGAAAUGGAGAAGAUGAAUACAAUGGAUGGAUUAAACCCUUAUGGUUUAUCAAUUGAAGAAUGCGGUGGGGUUGAAUAUAUUCAUGCUUUACAACACCAUGAUAAUGUUGAUAUCUAUAAAAAGUCAUACCAAUUGAUUGAUAAAUACUUUAGUGAUGAAGAUGAUCAAGAUACUGCUAUGGUGCCUGAUACUGAUCCAAAUCAAACCUUCAUGUUUCAACAAGAACAAGCUCCUCAAGGUGGAUUUAAUUUUUAAGACAAAAAUUAUUGGUUUUUUUUUCUUUUCUUUUUUUUUCUUUUUUUUUUUUUCUUCUUUCUCUCUCUCUUUAAAGUCUUAUUACUAUUGCC
Cokeromyces recurvatus is the source of this 1723-nucleotide messenger RNA. RefSeq names its product armadillo-type protein. Bases 51 to 1631 code for a protein of 526 amino acids. The record is from RefSeq and is a predicted model, not a curated record. Gene Ontology annotation, molecular function: protein binding; nuclear import signal receptor activity. Gene Ontology annotation, biological process: NLS-bearing protein import into nucleus. Gene Ontology annotation, cellular component: cytoplasm; nucleus; nucleoplasm. The transcript is spliced from 5 exons. Lineage: Eukaryota; Fungi; Mucoromycota; Mucoromycetes; Mucorales; Mucoraceae.